Molecule: messenger RNA, 3705 nt
Organism: Bactrocera oleae (olive fruit fly)
Lineage: Eukaryota; Metazoa; Arthropoda; Insecta; Diptera; Tephritidae
Product: kinesin-related protein 6
Source: RefSeq, a predicted model, not a curated record
UCAAUAUACACUUUAAUUUGGAUUAUUUAGUCACGUUCUAAUCUACUGUGUUCUAUUUCGGCAUUCGUUGAAAGCGAAAAUUAAAUUUGUACAAGAAAAACCUAGCAUAAAAAUAAUUAUAUAAGAAAUCGGAAGAUAUUUGAAUACUUUUACCUUAGCAUUAAAAUUUCAGUUUGAGUUCAGUUCAGGAACAAUAGGAAUAAACGUUAAUUAUACGAAGUGAACUCGAGCAAUCUUAAAUGUUCACACUGCUGUUGUUGUUAAUAUUUAAAACUAAGUUUGACAAUAUUAUACUCAUAAAUUGGAACGAUGCAAAACACAUAGCAUUAAAUUUAUAUAUACUCGGUUCAUCUCCUUGAAGCAAUUCAGUGAUAUUUACGCGUUAGUUGGAUAUGUAUAAAUGUUGAAUUUCAUUUCAUUACAUUUUCCUUUUCUCCACCACUCUUCAAUGUGCAGUAUGCUCUGGCUUCCAAGACUAUCACCCUUGAAAACUCUAGAUUGUUAAGUUAAAGCGUUUAUCAGGUCGAUUUUUGACAGAAAAAUUAUCUAAAAACAAAGCAAUGUUUUUCAUAUUGUCACUAGAGAGAUUUGUCGUCAACCGCGCUCCAUUUAUUAUCUCAAUUCCGUUUGUUAAAAACGUUAAAUAGUUUUAUCAUUAUUCUUAUCAGGUGGUUCCAAAUAUGUGAAUGACGAGUUAUAUAUCGCUUUUUGAGCCAAUAAAGGUCUUUUUAUAAAUAUUGGAGUAAUAAUACUAUUGAAAACAACCAUCAUAUACUAAAAAUUCACAAGAAAAGCUAACUCUCACAAUUGCACAUUUUGAAGCCAGAAUGCUGAGCACGUUGACAAACAAGCCCUACAACUAGUUCACACAUUUAUGGAUUUGUUACAUAAACGAGUGUAUGUAAGUAGAUAUAUACUCAUUUAAUUAAGCUGGUUUCUCUCGGUCAGAAAGUAUUCUACUUUUCACGUAACGGCGAAUUGGACAUAAAGAAGUGUAAUAAAUGCGCGAGUGCUUUGCUACGCAGCGAAUUACGACAACUGCUCACAGAGCCAAAACAAGUCCAACCUUAACAGAAAAUGAGUUAUGCGCUAUGUACUACGUGACGCCGGCAGGUAGUUGUGUCGUGCCAGCCAAACGACCAGGUGAUCAGGCGAUACAAGACAGACGAUUACAGCGAGAAGUGGGCGCGCACGCGUACUUCUUCAACUCAUUAAACGCGUUUCGUAUCUGGCGGUGUCGCGCCGCUCGUUCGUUUGGCGCCUUUCGUGCCGCUUGCCGUUGUCCACUGUAACGGGGCGGCUGUUUAGUGUUGGAUGCCGUCGCCGCGCCACACAUUUCGCCUACUUGGGGUUUUGCGUAUAUUUGAGUGUCUGUGAAACACGUUUGCGCAUUCAGUUGCGAAUUUAAUUUGAACCGAGGCGGUGCUCGUUGCCACUGUCUGCUUUCAGCCGCUUUCAAUUGACUGUUUUCGAAUUUCAAUUUUGUUUUGCAACGCCAUGCAAUUGAAUAAUAAAAUUUGAGUAGUAUUGAGUGGAAUUUGCGGUCGCAUAAAUUAUUUGUUUGAUGUGCAACCAAAACAACACAACAACAAGCUGGAUGUCACUGCACACGGUGUAAUUUGCGGUAUCGCUGAGCUAAAACAAAUAAAUAAAUAGAGAAAAUAAACGAAAUGAAACAGAUUUAGAUGUGAAAAUCGAAAUUUGUACGAUUUGGAGAGCGAAAACUGCAGCUCACGCCAAGCAAACAGCCUGCCGCUUAGCCGAUUUUCACCAUUUCUCGCUCAAGUAAAUAAAUAUCGAUUAUAUCAGAAACAGCUUAAAAGCCGUUUAACUGUUCAUACAAAUUGGAAUUUCGACGACUUUUAUAUUUUUGUUGUGUAUGCUUAACUUGUGUUGCAGUUUUGAUUAAAAUAAAUCGCGAAAAUAUUCACCUUCUAACCAACUUUCAGCACGAAUAUCAAAAGGCAGUAACAACAUGUUUAAUCUACGAAGCCAACUAGAUAAGAUCAUCAUCACGGCAAUGGAUCGUUUCGUGUGGUUCGUUCUGCUCGUCGUCAUGUCGCACUUGGUGACAGAGUUCACACGCGUCACUGGGUAUGCGCGCGGCAACCGACACGACGUGGUUCUACUCAAUGAUUCUUCCGUUCGGCCGAUGGCAGUGGCGAACAUGAUUUUUUACCCCGGCGAGGAUUACGGUCUCUACGACCAACAACUAUCGCAAUACAACAACAUAUAUCCAAAUAGCAACUACAACAACAGAUACGGCAACAAUAACAAUUACAAUAACAACAACAAUCCUAACAAUCAACCAAACUCGGCCGUUAUGUCGGGACCAUCAGCAAAUGCGGAUUCCGCCGCAGUAGGCUUUCCCUUCAGUUUUCGCCCGCUAAUUGACAGCAUCUUCGAGAUUCCGAUAUCCACUCUACGAGCUGUCAACAAUCUGGUAGGGCGUUUAACCGGCAGCUAUCAACACCAGGUGCCAUCAAUGACCGCAGGCGUGCUCAAGUCUGCGAAUGACAACGCGAACCUGGACGCACUGCAGGCUCUUCGCUCACUGCCAGGCGACGAUGGCGUUGAACGCGCAAGAGCGGCGAAAGCGACAACAACUCUCUACGGUUCAGCCGCGAUGCCACAAUCACAGCCAGACAGCAGUGACAAUGACAACACCAACAAUAAGGAAAGCAAUCUUACUAUAAGGCAGCAAAGGUCGCUGCUGCGUGAGGUGAACGCGUAAUUCGGAGCGCUAUUGUUGGCGCACAAUCACUUGCCCAAAUGAAAAAAAAUAAAGGGGGAGGAAGCGCAAUAACUGCCGCCAUGUAACGGAGCCAGUGACAACGCAUGUCAAUUUCACGCCUGCCAAUAAGCACGUUCUUCCAAGCAGCACGCGUUCUCCUCCCGCUCCCAUCCGCGCACUUAAGCGACCUUUGUCUUAACUAGUUCAUUUGCACUUCUUUCCGUCCGCCACCGACUCCGCGACUCCAUCACAUUCAUUCAUUCACUUCAGUAUUCGCUUAUUUGUUUGCUCGUGCCCUUGUCUCUGUAUGUGUUGGGUGUUUCGUCAGGUGUUUGUUUGUGUUGUAGCUGCUCUUUGCGGCAGUUCCUUCGCGAUUCGGUGUGCACACAUUUGCAUAAACUUGUUCUAAAGUUUGCAAUUAGUUGGCAGUUUUUUCUUCGCACCUUGUUGUUGUUCUCGUGUACCGUCUUUAAAAGUAGGGAAUUAAGCCAAGUGUAACGUUGUGGGGGCAACGCUGUCUCAUCAACCGUUAAUUGCUCCUUCUUUCACAUUUCCUUCGCAAAUUGCUGUACAUUCACUCGGCUCAAUUAAACUUUCACUUUCUAUUAGCCAUUUUCCUUUUAAACAGCUUUCGCACAUUUCUUUCAUAUCAUUUAAUUGUUGUAUUUGUCAUUCGAGUUAAUUGUUAAGCGCAGAGGUGCUCAAGCAUUGACACUGUCUUUGUCUGCGCAGCUUUGCUUUGUAAAGUAAUUUUCCGUGUUUAUUUUUACGUUUAUUUCUCCCAAGUCGAUGUGCUCUUUGGCAUACUUCUGUUCUAAUUGUUGAUGUGAUAUUACUUUAGUGACACUUUAAGUUUACUUUAAGAUAAACAAUGUUAAUAUUAGUUAUAAGUUAUAUUUUUCAUGUCGAAAUAAAAUAUUAUGUAAAAUUAUGUACCAAAAUAAAAGAAAGUAUACUAAAUUAAUAAAAAA